Beta vulgaris subsp. vulgaris (sugar beet) is the source of this 797-nucleotide messenger RNA. Its product is annotated as PHD finger-like domain-containing protein 5A. Gene Ontology annotation, cellular component: catalytic step 2 spliceosome; U12-type spliceosomal complex; U2 snRNP. Gene Ontology annotation, biological process: mRNA splicing, via spliceosome. The transcript is spliced from 3 exons. NCBI's taxonomy places the organism in Eukaryota, Viridiplantae, Streptophyta, Magnoliopsida, Caryophyllales, Amaranthaceae. Bases 302 to 634 code for a protein of 110 amino acids. The record is from RefSeq and is a predicted model, not a curated record.
GGUAAAAAAAACUAAGAACAAACUAAAGGCAGUCUAGAACCUUUUAUUUUUGUCUAGCACCUUCUUUCUUCUUUGUGCUCUGCAACAAAGCUUAAAACCUCAAAAACCUUCACUCUCUCUCUCCCCUACGUCGUCGUUUCAUCGUUUUGAGGUUUCAAAUUACUCCCCCUGUGGCCCUGCCAUUGCCUCUGUUAGCCCCGCCGCACUGCCGUCUGGAGUCCGGACCCCCUUGCCUCUACUGUGAGAUAAGAGAUUGUAGGCUUGUAGAUAUUGAAGAAAACUAAGGUCCUAGUUUAGAACAAUGGCAAAGCAUCAUCCUGAUCUUAUCAUGUGCCGGAAACAGCCAGGCAUUGCAAUUGGACGGUUGUGUGAGAAAUGUGAUGGAAAAUGUGUAAUUUGUGAUUCAUAUGUCCGUCCAUGUACACUUGUCCGAGUUUGUGAUGAAUGCAAUUAUGGAUCGUUCCAAGGAAGAUGUGUUAUCUGUGGAGGUGUCGGGAUAUCAGAUGCUUAUUACUGCAAAGAAUGUACUCAACAGGAGAAGGAUAGAGAUGGGUGUCCGAAAAUUGUGAAUCUAGGAAGUGCAAAAACAGAUCUCUUCUAUGAACGGAAGAAAUAUGGUUUCAAGAAAAGAUGAUAUUACUUCUAUAAGAUUCUAUAUUGUUUCACUUUGCUUCUUUUAGACUGCCAUUUAAGACUGAAUUUACAAGUUUGUAUUAUCUGGUUACUUCUUCUGGUAUGUAGAGGAGUCACUCUGUAACUUUGCCUUAUCCAUCAAAUUAGCUGACUUGACUUGUGAA